AUGCGCCUCACUCCCUUCGACACCAGCGCCCUCUUCGCUGCGCUCCUCGCCCUCCCCUUCGCUCUCGCCUCCGACUCGCUAACGCUCUACCUCCCCGCGAAGCCCAACCCCUUCGCCUUGCCUGCCUCCACGCACGCCACGCUGUCUUCCGCAGGUGUGCACGUAUCUGCUCCGCUGUCCGCUGCGAACACUUUUGUCUUCCACAAUGUCACGCCCGGAUCGUACCUAGCCGAUGUGCAUUGCCCGACGGACGCGUUCCACCCGCUGAGGAUCGAUGUGCAGCUGUCGGAGGAUGGGGAGGAGGGCGUUGUGCGUGCGUGGGAGACGUUCCGGGGUAACGACUGGAACAACAAGGGAGAGGUUGUCUCUGUGAAGGAGGGGAGUAAGGGGCGGGGUUUUGAGGUUCGAGCUAUUGGGGGCAAGAACUACUUCAUGGACAGGCCACAGUUCUCCGUACUUGCUAUUCUCAAGAACCCCAUGAUUCUCAUGGCCGUCGUCAGUUUGGUUCUCAUGGUUGGCAUGCCCAAGCUUAUGGACAGCAUGGACCCCGAAAUGCGCGCCGAGUUCGAGGCCCAGCGAAAGGGCAGCCCUUUGACUGCAGCCAUGAGCGGUCAAUCUUCUGCCGAUAACCCUCUUACAAACUUCGACAUGGCUGCGUACCUUGCUGGCUCCAAGCCCAAGGAUACCAGCAGCGCAUCUAACAAUGGCGGUAACGGCAGCGGUGCUAAGAACCAGGGCGUAACACGGUAA
Molecule: messenger RNA, 750 nt
Organism: Fusarium sp. VM40
Lineage: Eukaryota; Fungi; Ascomycota; Sordariomycetes; Hypocreales; Nectriaceae
Source: the annotation of a GenBank genome assembly